CACAUCCGAUCCACCCACCAGAGCCGGUCGAUCCGUUCGAAAACGCUCCGAAAAGACCCCACGAGUUCUUCUCCCACACCCACCACCCACACCGCACUGCUCCGCCGCCGCCGCACUAGCCGUUGCCUUCUCCCCUUCCCUUCCCCGUUCCCAUUCCCAAGGAGUUAUCCUCACCGGCGGAUCCGGGGCGCCGCAGCAAGAGGGAGGAAGGAGGAGGAGAGGAUACUACCCGAAUGGCGUCGCGGACGGCGUCCAAGGAUAUCAUCACGCUGCGAGGCUCCGCCGCCAUCGUCAGCGAGUUCUUCGGAUACGCGGCGAAUAGCAUCCUCUACAACCGCGCGGUGUAUCCUGAGGAGAGCUUCACCAAGGUGAAGAAGUAUGGGCUCACCAUGCUGCUCACGCAGGACGAGGGGGUGAAGGACUUCAUCGCCAACCUCACCUCCCAGCUCUCAAAGUGGCUGGAGGCCGGGAAGCUGCAGCGGAUUGUGCUGGUGAUAAUGAGCAAGGCCACCAGCGAGGUUCUCGAGCGAUGGAACUUCAAUAUCGUCACUGACGCCGAGGUCGUCGAGAAGGGGGCUAUCAAGGAGAAGAGCGACAAGGAGAUCAUGAGGGAGAUUCAGGCCAUCAUGCGCCAGAUCACCUCCUGCAUCACCUACCUCCCCUGCCUCGACGAGCCAUGCGUGUUCGACGUGCUGGCCUACACGGACACCGACGUCGACGCUCCGGGCACCUGGGUCGAGAGCGACGCCAAGCUCAUCGACAACCCGCAGAUGGUUAAGCUCCACUCGUUCGACACCAAGAUUCAUAAGGUGGACACGCUGGUGUCGUACAAGAAGGAUGAGUGGGACGAGGAGUAGGGUUUGCACCAAGUACCCUGCUAUCGCUAGAGCUUGGCGUGAAGGCAGUGUGAAUCGUUCAUUCACGUCUAGCGCGUACUCCCACUCCUACCAAACCAUUCUUGCGUAUUCCCCUGUCUGGAGCCCUGGAAGCUAUGUAAUUCUGGGAUUGAAAUGCAACCUUUUGCGAUCUUUUUAGAUGCUGUUUUUACUUUUAUAAUAUGACAUGUCGCUGACAAGCGCCUGUGCGAUGUAACAAUUAUCUUGCCCGUUUAGAUUCCCUGGACACAAUGUGCUGGAAACUUUCAGAUUUACUGCAAGUAAUCGUAGAACAAUCUAGUUCUCUGGAGGAUCA
Sorghum bicolor (sorghum) is the source of this 1191-nucleotide messenger RNA. Its product is annotated as mitotic spindle checkpoint protein MAD2. The record is from RefSeq and is a predicted model, not a curated record. Gene Ontology annotation, cellular component: nucleoplasm; kinetochore; cytoplasm. Gene Ontology annotation, biological process: mitotic spindle assembly checkpoint signaling. NCBI's taxonomy places the organism in Eukaryota, Viridiplantae, Streptophyta, Magnoliopsida, Poales, Poaceae. Bases 234 to 857 code for a protein of 207 amino acids. The transcript has 7 exons.